Photinus pyralis (common eastern firefly) is the source of this 1420-nucleotide messenger RNA. RefSeq names its product transmembrane protein 120 homolog (gene Tmem120b). The transcript has 7 exons. The coding region runs from base 224 to 1303 and encodes 359 amino acids. Lineage: Eukaryota; Metazoa; Arthropoda; Insecta; Coleoptera; Lampyridae. Gene Ontology annotation, cellular component: membrane. The record is from RefSeq and is a predicted model, not a curated record.
UGAUCCCCACAUUGCAAGUGUAGAUAAUUGAUUGAUUACAUUGCAAUUACUUCUCGCAGUUGCACUUCACUUCACCUACACUCCCAAGGGUCAAGGUCAGUGGUGGAACACCGAUUCUUAUCCUUAUCGCGAGAAUGAUAGCCUUAAGCUUAACUACUUAUUAAUUAAAAUAAAAUAGUAACUAUCUAGCAAGAAUCCGCAACGUGUAGCACAAUUCCGAAGAAUGAGCGAAAACGUCUUUGACGAAUGGGAGGAAUUAGCAGGCGAUUACAAAGAAUUAGAGGCCACUAACCGAAUCUACCAGCAAAAGUUGCUCGAGCUCGACGAAUAUCAAAAGAAAUGCCAAAAGAACAUCGCGCACCAAAGAUAUCGUAUGGGAAUUCUCUCGAAGAACUUGCACAAAUUAAAAAAGCAGGGCAAAGAGGACAAGACCCAGAUCGAAGAAUUGGAAACUAACAUUCUUAAGCGCACUGCGCAAUGCUUCGAGAUCGAACAAACCUUGCCCAAACAAAAUGGCAUUUAUUUAAAAAUCAUCUUGGGCAACGUUAACGUUUCGAUCUUGCACAAGGAGGAAAAGUUUAAGUACAAGGACGAAUAUGAAAAAUUCAAGCUAGUCUUGAGCGUUAUCGGAUUCGUUUUCGCCCUAUUAAAUCAAGUGAUACGAUUUCGGCCGCUCGAAUUAAGCUACAUAUUUCUGUUGGUUUGGUAUUAUUGCACGCUCACGAUCCGGGAAAGCAUUCUGAAAGUGAACGGCUCACGAAUUAAAGGCUGGUGGCGUUUUCAUCACUUUUUUUCGACGGUUUCGGCUGGUAUCCUGCUAAUUUGGCCCGAUACUGAGGCGUGGAAUUUGUUCCGCGAUCAGUUUAUGUGGUUUAACGCGUAUAUCAGUGUCGUGCAGUAUCUUCAAUUCCGCUACCAGAGAGGCCAAUUGUACCGAUUAAAAGCACUAGGCGAACGUCACAAUAUGGACAUUACAAUUGAAGGCUUUCACUCGUGGAUGUGGAGGGGGCUCAGUUUCUUAUUGCCAUUUUUAUUUAUCGGUUACCUUUUCCAACUUUACAACGCAUAUGUGCUUUACAAGUUAAGCUUUCUACCUACGGCAACGUGGCAUGUACCAGUACUCAGCUUUAUGUUCCUCGUAUUCUUCAUCGGGAAUACAACGACAACUGUGAUGGUUAUACCAAAUAAAUUGAGGGAGAAGGUGAUUUUACGUUACAGAUUAAUGAGCCAAAGAAUUAGCUUCGCGAAGAAUCUAAACCUGCAAGAUAACUCUGAGAGGCUGGACACAACAAAGAUAGAUUGAAAACCUACAGAAUAUCGCAUUUAAAAAAAAUUGUAAAUUUUUAUAAAUGCUUUAUUACAGUUGUGAAUAUUUUAUUAUAUUUAUUACCAGUAAUAUUAAUAAAUAGUUUGUGUAAAU